AUGCCCAAGGAAAAGAACUACAACCCCGUGGCCGCCCAGCGCAAAGCUGACAAGGCCAAGGCGAUCAAAAAAGCCGUUUUCUUGGCAGGAAAAUCCGAAGCCCAAGAGCGACGAAACGAGCGACUCGCGCGCAAGAACCCGGACCAGGUGCAGCGACAGAUCGACGACCUCAAGAAGAUCACGGACGGCGGCGGCAAGCUCAGCCGGCACGAGGAGCAGGUGCUGGAGGGGCUGGAGAAGGAGCUGAAGGCGGUGCGCAAGGCCCGCGAAGCGCUGGGAGACAAGGCGCCGACGUUUGGCCGGGGACGGUCCGGCGGCGGCGGCAGCGACGGCGUGCUGGGGAAGCGGCGGCGCGGUUCCCCCGGCGGCGGCGGCGGCGACGGCGCGAGCAGCGACGAGGAGGACGUGCCGGAGGAGGUGCGCCGCAUACCGAUGCCGAGGGACACGCCCCCGCCGAUACCGAAGGAGGUGCUGGACGCGUGGUACGCGAAGCGACGCGCGCAGCGGGCGGCGGCGCGACCAGGAGCGGAUGCGGACAAGGCGGCGGCCGAGAAGGUGGAGGAGAAGCAGCCCGCACCUACGGUGUACUCGGCGGCGCCGGUGACGCGCGACCUGCAGAAGGAGGCGGUGGCGUUCGUGCCGUCGGCGGUGCGGUCGAAGCUGGCGAAAGGCGGCGGGGGGCAUGGAGGCGGCUUGCUGGAGCCGGAGGAGGCGGACGCGCUGGAGAAGCAGGGCUACAUGGCGACGGGAGCGUCAUCAUCGCGGAAGGCUACUGUGGAAGAUGCGGAAGAGGAAGAGGAGGAAUGA
Messenger RNA from Cordyceps fumosorosea ARSEF 2679, 807 nucleotides. Its product is annotated as WW domain binding protein 11. Gene Ontology annotation, biological process: RNA processing. Lineage: Eukaryota; Fungi; Ascomycota; Sordariomycetes; Hypocreales; Cordycipitaceae. Bases 1 to 807 code for a protein of 268 amino acids. The record is from RefSeq and is a predicted model, not a curated record. The transcript is spliced from 2 exons.